AUGGACGACUUCAACAGCCUCGAGUCAAAUAUCAAGUCGGCGCUCGUAUCGACAGUCCGCAGCGCCAACUCGCUCGCCAACGAAGAUCUACCAUUCCAUCGAUCACUCGAUUCAAAAGUCGCUCCUGCGCUGGAUCAGCAGAAUGCGCGCCUACUGAGUCUUGCUGAGAGACUGGUGGGCGCAGCGACAUCGAACACGGAGAUCGUACGUCCGCCGCGCUUAAAAGACCUCGAUUCCGUAGAAGGCAAUUGGCGUGCGGUGGUUGACGUCGUCGACAGCCUGCUUGAGCGUGCCGAUACUGCGCUGGACGAGUUCACUGGCGCUGUGAAGAGAUUGAGUCCUGGUGUGGAGCAGGUAACGCCCCCAAAAGAACCGCAUAUGGAAAGAGACGCUGAAACUGUGACAAGGCAAAUGCUUCCGCUUCCAAUCCUCCGCCAGCUCGAAAAGCCGCAGCUGCAGUUUCAACAUGUGCCAAAGAACGAUGAGACUCCUCCCUUCAAGCCGCUGCUUCUGAGCAAGCCUCACGCAGUUGUGCCUCUGGAGACCGAGCCCAUUGCUUCCGACGGCGAAUCACAAGCAUCGCACCCACAUCCAUACCAGCUCGAGAUCGAACAGUACCGAUACCCUUCCUCGAUGUAUACACAGAGUGAGCCAAUCAUGCACCACCCAUUCGAAACGACGACAGCGACACUUGUCGAUUCGGAAGUCGCACUCGAUGCUAUGCUCAAAGAACUCAAGCAAGCCAAAGAGAUCGCCAUUGAUCUCGAACACCACGACAUAAGGACAUAUAUAGGUAUAGUAUCACUGAUGCAGAUCAGCACGCGCGAUAAGGAUUGGAUCGUCGACACCUUGAAGCCCUGGCGACGGAAGCUGCAGUGCUUGAAUGAGGUCUUUGCAGAUCCGAACAUCCUCAAAGUCUUGCACGGAGCUUACAUGGACAUCAUCUGGCUUCAGCGAGAUCUUGGACUAUACCUUGUGGGUCUGUUCGAUACACAUCACGCUGCCCGAGCUUUGGGCUACCCCGCCGGCAGUCUGGCAUACCUCUUGAAGAGAUUCGCAGGCGUAGAUGCGCAGAAGAAGUAUCAGACAGCAGACUGGCGCGUACGACCUUUGCCGCAGGCAUUGUUCGACUAUGCGCGGAGCGACACUCAUUAUCUUCUCUACAUCUUUGACAACCUACGCAACGAGCUCAUUCAGAGGUCGGACUUUGGCCUGCCCAACCACGAAGGCGACAAGCUUUGGGACGUUCUCACCAAAAGCUCAGAAACUGCUUUGCAGAGAUACGAACACCCCAUCUACGACGUCGAGAACGGACAGGGGUCUUUCGGCUGGUACAAGCUCCUCGCCAAGACGUCGGCCAUGUUGACGAAGGAGCAAUUCUCAGUCUUCCGAGCAGUACACCAAUGGCGAGAUGAGGUCGCAAGAGAACAAGACGACAGCACCAACUUUGUCAUGCCAAAUUGGCAACUCUUCAACAUCGCCAAAUCAAUGCCGACCACGCGGCAAGCUCUGUUCAGUCUUGGUGCGAUAUCGCAGACUGUACGUUUGCGAGCAGGUGAGCUUGCAGCACUGGUCGCCAAAGCCAAGAAAGAGGGCAUUAAUGGUCCUGAACUUGCGGAAGUCCUUAGCAAGCCCGAACACUCUGGGCCAAGAAAGUCCACGUCUCAGAAUGCGGUCUCAAAACCGUCACCAACUGCUGUAACUGAAACUCCAGCGCCGACCACAAGUAUUGCUACCACUGAUAUGCCACUGCGGAGCUCGAAAUCUUCGUUCUGGGGACCAGCGUUCGACAGCAGCGUUUGGAAGGACCAAACCAGUGCAGAUUCUACACCGUCCGCAGUCUCGCUCUCCGUCCCACUCCCGCCUCUGACAGCAGGGAUCUUCGCCGAUCCAGCAGAGUUUACUCCUGCCAGAGUCGAGCGUGAGCCUACCCCAGAACCAACGCCCACCAAGCAAGAAACUGCUACAGAUGACGAUGUCUUUGUGCUAAAAGACCUCAGCAAGAAGCGCAAGCGUGGCACUGAUCAUAUGGACGGCAUGGCUGCGAACUCAGACGAAGUCACCCUCGUUGACGUGGAUGAUGCUGCACAGCGUGCUCGAGAAAAGGCUGAUCGAAAAGCUGCCAAGAGAGCUGCUAAAAAAGCCGCGAAAGCCGCUGCCGCAAGUGUACAAGGCGAAGAAGGUGUCGCGAGAGAAAAGAUCAAAGAGGACGACGAAGAGCCAUUUGACUAUGAGAACGCAGCGAGCAUUCUCAAUCCGCCCAAGGAGAAGCUCUCUGCCAAGGAGAUGAAGAAGAGGCAGAAGCAGGUCAAUCCCUAUGCCAAAGCUCUGGACACUGCCAAGGGGUUGCCGAGGACACAAAAGGAGAAGGCGGGCAGAAGCAUGACUUUCAAGUCUUGA
Messenger RNA from Pseudocercospora fijiensis CIRAD86, 2400 nucleotides. RefSeq lists its product as uncharacterized. Gene Ontology annotation, molecular function: nucleotide binding; 3'-5'-RNA exonuclease activity; nucleic acid binding. Gene Ontology annotation, cellular component: nucleolus; nuclear exosome (RNase complex). The record is from RefSeq and is a predicted model, not a curated record. Bases 1 to 2400 code for a protein of 799 amino acids. The transcript has 3 exons. Lineage: Eukaryota; Fungi; Ascomycota; Dothideomycetes; Mycosphaerellales; Mycosphaerellaceae. Gene Ontology annotation, biological process: nuclear polyadenylation-dependent snoRNA catabolic process; nuclear polyadenylation-dependent antisense transcript catabolic process; nuclear polyadenylation-dependent rRNA catabolic process.